Messenger RNA from Camellia sinensis, 2115 nucleotides. Lineage: Eukaryota; Viridiplantae; Streptophyta; Magnoliopsida; Ericales; Theaceae. The record is from RefSeq and is a predicted model, not a curated record.
AUGCCCUUUGACUGGACAAUUGUUGAUCCCAUGCUUCAUGACAUAGUAGUUCACUUUAAUGGUUCUAUGAGUCACAUUUUGAAUGUUAAUCCUUACAAGUAUAACUACAUGCAAUUGUUGGCUGAUGCUUCUGAAGCUACACUCACUAAUGUACCUGGGAAUUUUGGUGUGGGAUUAAAUUUGUACUUUACAAAUACACACACUAAGAGUAAGAUGGAGGUUAAAUCUGAUCAGGAUGUCAUUGAAAUGUUUAGUUCAAAUUCUGGUACUACAGUGAUUAAUAUUUUUCUGGAACUUAAUCAACUUUUACCUUCAUUUGUCGUAACUGAUACUCCUACACUAGUGGAGAGGGACACUAAAGUAGAUGCUAAUGAAGAAAAUGCUUAUAUCAUUAGUGAUGAGGAUGAUGAGGAUGAUGAGGACACUUCAGAUAAUGAUGAGGGUAGUAAUGGGUCAGAUGAACCAAUUGAGGCUAAUGAUGAGUGGAUAUCAAACUAUGAAUCUGAUGAUAUAGGAGGGAAAUAUUCUACUGAUGAAGAAGAUGUGCAAGGUGUUAAUAUUGACAUAUAUAUGAGGGGGAAAAUGUUUGAAAUAAAGGAAGGGGAGAAAAUAACAUUGGAGAAGGGAAUGAUAUUUGAUGAUGUGAAUCAUUUCAGGACUGUCCUCCAAGAAUUUGCAAUUGAAAGAGGUUUUAAAUUGAUUAAAAUAAAAAACGACAAGAAAAGAGUGACUUGCAUAUGUGCUUCCUCAAUGUGUGAAUGGAGAAUUCAUGCUUCUCCAUUAUCUGAUGGGGUGACAUAUAAGAUUAAGACAUUGGGCACUGACCACACAUGCAUUAGAGUAGAAAGGAAUACUGAAGCAGCAGCAUCUUGGAUUGCUACGAAGUUUGAAAAAACUCUUAGAGGGAAUCCUGGGAUCACUUUAGAGGCAAUGCAUGAUGAAAUAGCUGCAAAUUAUGGAUUGGAGACUACAAGUAUGCAACUGUACGGAGGAAUUGAGGGUAAUCAUGCAAAGGCUUACACCAAACUUCCAAUGUAUGCUGCACAAGUGUUGAGGACCAAUCCUGGUACCAUUUUGGGGGGGGGCAUAUCGUUAGCUGCAGUUGGUCUUGACGGAAAUAAUGGUCUUCAUCGUAUUGCAAUUGCUGUGGUGGAGAGUGAAUGUAAGGAUAGUUGGGCCUUUUUCCUUUACCACUUGAACACCAUUUUCGGUAAUGGCCCCCAAAACAUGCCAUUGACAAUCAUGUCUGAUGGUCAAAAGGGCAUUGAGUCAGCCAUGAGACAAGUAAUACCCCAAGCAACUCAUAGGAGGUGCUGUAGACACAUUUUCAGCAACUUGAAGGGCAAAUUCCCUGGUUUAAAGAUAAAAAGAGCAUUUUGGGCUGCAGCUAAAGCUUACAAUGUCAAGGAUUUUAACAUUGCAAUGGGACAAAUGUUGGAGUUAUCUUCUGAAGCACAUAGCUGGCUUUCUAAAUUUCCAGUUGAAAUAUGGGCAAGACACACAUUUGAUCAUAGAGUGAAGAGUGAACAUGUUACUAGCAACAUGGUGGAGCCAUUUAAUAAUUGGAUUGGACAAGAGAAGUAUCAAGUGGUUGAAGGUGUGGUGUCUUAUAUUGUGAACCUACAAAGAAGGUCAUGCUGUUGCAGGAUAUGGGACAUAAAUGGAGUCCCUUGCAAGCAUGCAACAGCUUGCAUUACUCAUAAGAGGAUGAACUUGGAGACCUAUUGUAACACAAUGUACUACAAACACAUUUAUUUUAAGGCAUAUGGGGAAAUUAUACAUCCAAUCCAUGAUGAGAGUUUAUGGGGUCCAGUCCUUGGAGAUGAGUUGAAGCCUCCACCUCUUAAGAGGAUGCCUGGAAGACCAAGAAAAAGUAGGAGAAGAGAAAUUGAUGAGGCUGCACCAUCAAAAAGAUCAUGCACUGUGAGGUGCAUCAUUUGCAAAGAGAUUGGGCACAAUAAGAGGACAUGCCAGAGGGCACCUAUUAGGGAUAGGGAAAUGGGCACAAAUGAGUCUGCUCAGAGGGGAAUUGGUACUAUUGUUAAAAGGAGCACUAUUGGAAGGUCCACAGCUACUGAGAGGAGCACUGGUGGUGUAAGUGUACAUGACAAAUGA